GCUCAAACACAAUGUCCAUAUUUAGCUCAAACACGUCUUAGCUCUCUCAUUUCUACUUCCAGAGCCCGGUCCAGAAACUAAACCGGUCGAGAAUUUAAUCCGGUUUAUAAGCCUUCUAUUGAACCGGCCGCGUGGUAAUGACGUCCGGCACUCGGCUACCGACAUGGAAGGAGAGAGAGAACAACAAGCGGAGAGAGCGGCGGCGGAGGGCGAUCGCCGCCAAGAUCUUCGCCGGAUUGAGGAUGUACGGUAAUUAUAAGCUCCCUAAGCACUGUGAUAAUAACGAGGUAUUGAAAGCUCUUUGUAAAGAAGCUGGUUGGAUCGUUGAAGAUGAUGGAACCACUUACCGAAAGGAUGAUUCUUUCAAUCUAUGGCAUGUUUUGACUUUGUUUUUGAAGAGUUAAAUUGGUUGGUCAAUGGUGUUGUGGAAGUUGGCUACUUACAAAUAGCAAGAUGUGCACAACCUAAAUGGUUGCAAGCCAGUACACCACAUGGAUGUUAUUGGUGGUUCGGCAUCAGUAAGCCCUUGUUCGUCUUACCAACUGAGCCCUGGUGCUUCGUAUAACCCAAGUCCCGCUUCAUCAUCUAUCCCCAGCCCGGUCUCAUCCCAUUAUAUUGCCAAUGUCCAAAAUAAUUCUGAUCCCAACUCGCUCAUUCCUUGGCUUAAGAACCUAUCAUCUGGCUCAUCACCUUCCUCAUCUAACUUUCCCCACCAUCUGUGCAUUCCUGGAGAUUCUAUAAGUGCUCCUGUGACACCACCUUCGAGCUCUCCCACUGCCCGUACUCCUAGAAUGAAUGAUAAUUGGGAAAAUCCCACGGCCAAUUCAACAUGGAUACAACAUCAUUAUCCCUUCUUGCCCUUCUCAACCCCUCCUAGUCCUGGUGGUCGCCAAACCCCACCAGAUUCAGGAUGGCUUUCUGGCGUUCAAACUCCACAGGAUGGGCCUUCAUCUCCCACAUUCAGCCUUGUCUCAUCAAAUCCAUUUGGAUUUAAGGAGCCACUAUCAAAUGGAGGGUCUCGAAUGUGGACACCUGGGCAAAGUGGGACAUGUUCACCUGCAGUUGGAGCUGGUAUGGACCAAACAGCUGAUAUACCAAUGUCGGAUGUUAUCUCAGCAGAGUUCGCAUUUGGCAGCAACGUGAAGGGAGUAGUAAAGCCAUGGGAAGGAGAAAGAAUUCACGAAGAGUGUGUCAGUGAUGAUCUUGAGCUUACACUUGGGAACUCCAGCACUAGAUAGCAAGUGCGAGUAGAAAGUGAAAAUCUAUGCUUAUAUGAUCAUUGCAAAGUUUGGAAGCUUUUAACUUCAUGUAUUGGUCAUUUCUCCUGAAUGUGAAGAUACUCUGGUUCAGGGAAAACCAGAAAGUCACAAAUACUGAGUAGGAACAGCAGUUAAUUUUCCUUCUCUUGUUUUCUUCAAGAGGAGAUAGCUCAUGUGAAGUCUUUUUUUUUUCUUUUUUUUUUUGUCCAUUGGGGGAACGUUAUCGUAUUUUCUCUAAUAUUCUCCCCUGUUCUUCUGAUUCUUUUCACUUUCAGUGUUGAAUUUGUUUGUAGUUACCCUGUUGUAAUUGUUCACUCGAUAUAGUAAGUAGCUAGAGUUGACUAACAAGAAUCUGUCUUUCUGUACCUUUUAUUCAUUUGUUUUUUCCUUAUAAACUUCAUUUAUAAACAGAGUGAUUUUGUUGUA
This is a messenger RNA of Nicotiana attenuata, 1685 nucleotides long. Its product is annotated as BES1/BZR1 homolog protein 4-like. The coding region runs from base 492 to 1238 and encodes 248 amino acids. Lineage: Eukaryota; Viridiplantae; Streptophyta; Magnoliopsida; Solanales; Solanaceae. The record is from RefSeq and is a predicted model, not a curated record. The transcript has 4 exons. Gene Ontology annotation, biological process: brassinosteroid mediated signaling pathway; DNA-templated transcription. Gene Ontology annotation, molecular function: DNA-binding transcription factor activity.